Molecule: messenger RNA, 4154 nt
Organism: Miniopterus natalensis
Lineage: Eukaryota; Metazoa; Chordata; Mammalia; Chiroptera; Miniopteridae
Gene: LRRC32
Product: leucine rich repeat containing 32
Cellular component (GO): plasma membrane
Molecular function (GO): protein binding
Source: RefSeq, a predicted model, not a curated record
GGAGAGGAGCGGCGGCCGCGCUGAAGCCAGAGCCAUGAGCCACCAGAUCCUGCUGCUCCUGGCCGUGCUGACCUUGGGCCUGGCUACCUUCCAACACCGAGACAAGGUGCCCUGUAAGAUGGUGAACAAAGAGGCCUUAUGCCAGUGCCUUGGCCUACUCCAGGUCCCCUCGGUACUCCCGCAGGACAUCAAGGCCCUCAACCUGUCUGGAAACCAGCUACAGAGCAUCCUGGCCUCCCCUCUGGGCUCCUACACAGCACUUAGUCACCUAGACCUGAGCUCCAAUGAGAUCAGCUUCCUCCAGCCAGGUGUCUUCCAGGCCCUGCCCCACCUGCAGCACCUCAACCUGGCCCACAACCGCCUAGCACUGAGCACUGGUGGCCUGGGCCCCCUGCUGCACGUGAAGUUCCUGGACCUGUCUGGGAACAGCCUGUACAGUGGCCUGGUGGAGCAGCUGCUGGGGGAGGCGCCAGUCCUGCGCAUCCUCACACUGGCGGAGAACAGCCUGACUCGCCUUGCCCGCCAGACCUUCUGGGGCACACCUGCACUUGAGCACCUGGACCUACAUAGCAACGUGCUGAUGGACAUUGAGGAUGGCACUUUCGAGGCCAUGCCCCACCUGACCCACCUCAACCUCUCCAGGAACUCCCUCACCUGCAUCUCCGACUUUAGCCUCCAGCAGCUGCAGGUGCUGGACCUGAGCUGCAACAGUAUCGAGGCCUUUCAGAUGGCCCCAGAGCCCCAGGCCAGGUACCAGCUCACCUGGCUUGACCUGCGGGAGAACAAACUGCUCCACUUCCCUGAUUUGGCCGCACUCCCCAGACUCACCUACCUGAAUGUGUCCAACAACCUCAUCCGUCUCCCUGCGGGGCCACCCCAGGGUGACAAGGCCAUCCAUGCACCUUCUGAGGGCUGGUCAGCCUCACCCCUCUCGAACCCUAGCCGGAAUGCCAGCACCCACCCCCUCUCCCAGCUCUUGAAUCUGGAUUUGAGCUACAAUGAGAUUGAACUUGUCCCCGAGGGCUUUCUUGAGCAUCUGACCUCCCUGCGUUCCCUGAGCCUCAGCCGAAACUGCUUGCGGGCCUUUGAAGCUCGGCGUGCAGGCUCCCUGCCCUGCCUGGUGCUCCUGGACAUCAGCCACAAUGCGCUGGAGACACUGGAGCUGGGCACCAGAGCCCUGGGCAAUCUACGGACGCUGCUCCUACAGCACAAUGCCCUGCGGGACUUGCCCCCAUACACCUUUGCUGGCCUGGCUAGCUUGCAGAGGCUCAACCUACAGGGGAACCGUGUCAUCCCCUGUGGGGGGCCAGGGGGGCCUGGACCCUCAGGCUGUGUGGACUUCUCUGGCAUCUCCUCCCUCCGCAUUCUAAACUUGGUGGACAAUGAGAUGGAGAUGCUCAGGGCAGGUGCCUUCCUCCAUACACCGCUUACCGAGCUGGAUCUCUCUUCUAAUCCUGGGCUGGAUGUGGCUACAGGGGCCUUGGCGGGCCUGGAGGCCUCCUUGGAGGUCCUGGCCCUGCAGGGCAACGGGCUGGAGGUCCUGCAGGUGGACUUGCCUUGCUUCAGCUGCCUCAAGCAUCUCAAUCUCGCCGAGAACCGCCUAAGCCGCCUGCCGGCCUGGACGCAGGCCGUGUCUCUGGAGGUGCUGGACCUGAGGAACAACAGCUUCAGCCUGCUGCCAAGCAGUGCCAUGGGUGGCCUGGAGACCAGCCUCCGGCGCCUCUACCUGCAGGGGAAUCCACUCAGCUGCUGUGGCAAUGGCUGGCUGGCGGCCCAGCUGCACCAGGGCCGUGUGGACGUGGAUGCCACCCAGGACCUGAUCUGCCGCUUCAGCUCCCAGGAGGAGGUGUUCCUUAGCCAUGUGCGUCCCGAGGACUGUGAGAAGGGGGGGCUCAAGAAUGUCAACCUCAUCAUCAUCCUCACCUUCACACUUGUCUCUGCCGUUGUCCUCACCAUGCUGGCCACCUGUUGCUGUGUCCGCCAGCAGAAGUUCAACCAGCAGUACAAAGCCUAGAGAAUCCAGACUGCAGAACAGCUCAGCCAGACCACUCUUCCAGGAAAGUGAGGGAGCCGGAGGCACAGAGGAGGGUGAGGUCUCACUCAAGGUCACACAGUGAGCCAGGGUCCCAGAACCCUGGUCUCUAAAUCCCAGCCCAGGGCUCCCUUCCCUUCAUCCUGCUGCAUCAGUAGGCGACGCACUUCCCCGGCCGCACAUGUGGUCCAGCUGUGGAAGCUGGAAGUUGAGCAGUACUGGGAGUGACAAAGAAUGAGAAUGACCCAUCAGAUCAACAAAUCUUCACCAGACAGCUGUAUUGUGCCACACCUUGCUCCGGGCACUGGUGACACUGGUGAAAGAGACACACCCCUGCCUUCAAGCAUCUCCUGGUCUGGAUGGGGAGGCAUCACAGAGCUGGGUAGCAACCACACAGAGUGUGGAGCCCAGGGCUUCAGAGCUUGGUAGCGCAAGCUGAGUGCGGAGAGUCCUGCCCCGCCAGGCUAGGGCCAGGGAGGGGAAAGACCAAGAGGAUUUGUCUGAGACCUUUCCAAGCAGACUGUCUGUCACAUCGUCUGAUAAUGACUUUCAGCUUCUCUGGAACAUGAAGGACUUGUAACUGGAAGAGAACUGGAGCCACAUGAGUACGUCUUAGAUCCAGCACUAUCAGACAGGCUGUGACGGCUCCAGUAGGUCCUGAUUAAAAGGCUAUUGCCCUGGGAUCCGGCCAGCACUGGACUGUUCUGUUUCCUGCUCUGGACAGACUUUUUGCCCACCUGGCACUCUCGUGUUGCACACACUGGCCCAAAUGCUGCCUACGCCCGCACUCCCUGCUCUGUCCCAGCCCCAGCCUGGCUGGGAGACAGGAAUUAAAGCCUAGGUCUCUGGUUCUGUUUUGCACCAGGCUUGGCAGCUGUAACAAGCCCAAGCCUUCAUCUGCCUCUGUAUGACAACCCUCUGAGGUUGGUACUUUAUCCCAUUUUAUAAAAGAGGCUCCAAGUCUCCCUCUAGGAUGUCCCAGCUCAGAAGACAUACUGAGAUUCCGAAUCACGUCAUCCUGACUCCAGGGACAGAGCUUUGCCACUGCGGGGCUGCAGGCUCAGGUGGACAGAAGUGCCCCCAUUACUGGAGCAGGGCCUGGGAGCAUCCUGUGCUGUACAUCCCACCAGCUCCUUUCCCUCCACUCUCUCAGGCAGGCAGAGAGAAGACAGGCAGCCACAGGCCCUCUCCUUCUCUGCCUCAGUUUCCCUCAUUCCCUCCUUUGCAGACUGGCGUGGGUUCUCCUUUUUCUCUUCUCUUGCAUUCCCAUUCUCCAAUGAGCAUGGUCUAGAGCGUGAGACCAUUGAGUCCCACCUCCUCAUUGCACAGAUAGGGAAACUGAGGCUUAGGAAGAGAAAGGGACUUGCUCAGAGAUGCACAAGUCAGUGGCAGAGCCUGUGGAGAAAAAUAGAUUCAGACCUCAGCAGGGGUUCAGGGAGGAGGGUGCAGGGGGGUAUUAGGGAUUGGACCUGAGUGGUUUCCUUCUCUUUUAGCUGUCACAUCACAAGAUAACGCUGGCUCCAAAUGCUCUUUCUGGUUCUCAUCAUGCAGGGAUCCUCCCACUAGAAAAAUGGGUAAAAAAAAAAACCUUCUAGAUCUAACCCCCUGCCCCUUAUACCCAAGGAAGCACGAGCUGUCCCAGAAGAAAGGAGGCCCUGGGACCAGCCCAGGACUCUGUGCUGUUGUCUUCACCUCCCACCUGUGCUUGGCCAUGGUCUGGCUCAGGACGGUGCUGGGUAAAGUGUGAGACAGUGAAAACUCUGCUCUCUCUGCCCCAUUUUACAGAUGAGAAAACUGAGGCCCAGAGAGGGUCAAAGACUCAGGGAGUCAAUAGCAGAGCCAGGGCUAAAACUUGGUGUGCUAGCCCCAUCUGGGGCCCUGGGGGCCUGGGGGCCUGAGGGGCAGCUCAGGGGACCCAGUCCUGGUUGGGAUUGCGACUACGGGUGCUCACUGCACACAUUCUUUCUCAGGCUUGGGGGCAGAUGUGGGCCCCUCCGCGCUUGAUCUUUGAAAACACUACAAAUGCUGCUCUCACCUCCAAGGAACCAGGCCAUAGCCCAGGUCUUGGGACCAGCUCUUUGUAUAACCCAUGUGAAUGUAUUAAAAAAUAAUUUUGGAGGAA